This is a messenger RNA of Ananas comosus (pineapple), 1377 nucleotides long. RefSeq lists its product as uncharacterized. The transcript is spliced from 3 exons. NCBI's taxonomy places the organism in Eukaryota, Viridiplantae, Streptophyta, Magnoliopsida, Poales, Bromeliaceae. Bases 220 to 978 code for a protein of 252 amino acids. The record is from RefSeq and is a predicted model, not a curated record.
AUAAGAUCCAGUUGUUAGUUAUCAACUUAAAUUUUCAAUCCUUUUUUUUUGAAAUGGUUCAAUGUCAUCGUUUAUAGAAAGAUCCAAAAUUUAGCUUAUGACUAGACGGUGAACCUCCCCAGCGAUAUGCUUGCUAUCUCCGCAUCUUGAUUUUCAACCGAACUACAAUUACGUGAAUCCAAACGCCUCCUUAGGUAAACCUUUUGCAAACUAGCUAACAUGACCAGCACCACAAAGCUCAAUAUGAAGCUCCUGGUCGACACCAAAGCCAACAAAGUUCUUUUUGCCGAAGCUGGAAAAGACGUAGUUGACUUCUUAUUCAGCCUUCUUGCGCUUCCGGUCGGGACCAUCAUAAAGCUUAUGACAAAGGAAUCCAUGUUCGGAAGUGUCGGGAACAUACAUCAAAGCUUAGAGAGACUCGAGUGCACCUACCUCCUCUCCAACCAAACCAAGGUCGACCUCCUCAACCCAAAGGUAUUGGUCCCAUCUUUCUCAGCAAAUGGCGUAUUCCUCUUGUCCACUUCUGCAUCGUCGUCGUCGAUGCAUACGAAUAAAAGGUACUAUCGGUGUUCAAAUAGCUAUUACUCGAACUGCGGCAAAAACUAUGUUACGGAUGUUAGUGGGACUACAUGUCCUUUGUGCAAGCAAAGCAUGACAAAAGAGGUGCAAUAUGUUGAGCCCAACUCGAGAGGAGCAGUAAAGGUUGAGAAUAAUAAUGGGGAAAAUGGCUUAGGAGUUGUGAAGGGUGUGGUUACAUAUACCAUAAUGGAUGAUCUCACUAUCACGCCCAUGUCAACUAUAUCAAGUAUCACACUGCUUAACACCUGUAAUGUAAAGGAUUUGAGCGUGCUCCAGGAGAAGAACGUGAAGCUCGGCAUGGAAGAGGGGUUGCAGCUGCUGAAGGCAUCUCUGCAGUCUAAGACUGUUCUUACCGACCUAUUUCUCACGAAGAGAAUGCGAAAAAGAAGCUCGACCUGACACAGAAUGCUCCAGGUGAAUGCUAGGUAGUUUUUGGUGGCUAGUAAUGCAGGUUUUUGUUCUAGUUUCUUUUGUGUCGAUCGACCUACUUCUGAUAUGUAGUGUUUUAUGAUCACUUCAACUCUACUUAGGGUAGUUAAUAAUGUAAUUAGAGAUGUAUGCAUUUAGAAAUACAGUAGGUACGUUUGCAUUUUACGCAUUUGGCGGUAUGUUUGCAGGGGUGCUGCAACUACAAUAAUUUUGUUAAAUUGCCUGCAGUUUAAGGUGCAUUUAAAGAUCAUAUUAUCUUGGGUAAACUUCAAUUAGCCCCUAUGUGGUUUAGCAUAUUUUUAUUUUGCCAUGUGUCCUUUGAAAAGUUUUCACUUUGCUAUUUUGUGAUUUUGUCUAUGUUUCACUGUA